Aedes albopictus (Asian tiger mosquito) is the source of this 641-nucleotide messenger RNA. It is a transcript of the gene Polr3I, whose product is annotated as DNA-directed RNA polymerase III subunit RPC9. NCBI's taxonomy places the organism in Eukaryota, Metazoa, Arthropoda, Insecta, Diptera, Culicidae. Gene Ontology annotation, molecular function: nucleotide binding. The record is from RefSeq and is a predicted model, not a curated record. Gene Ontology annotation, cellular component: RNA polymerase III complex. The transcript is spliced from 2 exons. Bases 159 to 545 code for a protein of 128 amino acids. Gene Ontology annotation, biological process: transcription initiation at RNA polymerase III promoter.
UUGCGAUUUUGACGGUUCCCGUUUUCUAAACAUCGAAAAUUGAAGGAGAAGCAAAACAAAACAAAACAAGUGUUUCGUAUCCCGCAAUCCUUCGAUUCUAUUCGGAUAGCCGCCCGUAAAAAUUAUUAUAUUGGCCAGGAAUAGUUCCAGAAUCUGCAAUGGAAAUCGUCAACCCAAACGCUGCCAUUCUGACCAACUUCGAGGUUAUGGCAACGCUUAAAAACACGAAAAGCAGCAAGAAAAAGCACGGCCUCCGGAACUUGGCCACCAUCACGUACGAAACGCUACAAUACCUGGAGGAUACGCCCUGCAAGGAACAAACCUCCGAAUCGGUAGUGGAAUUCCUCCAGAGCAUGAAACAGUUCAACCUGACGAAGAAUGAGUGUCUGAUGAUGAUCAACGAUCCGCCGGCGUCGGCGCUGCACAUUCAGAUCAUGAUAGAAGACUCGGACGAGCGGCUAACCGAUGAACAGGUGAACCACAUUCUUGAAUGUGCGGCCAAACUGCGAGUGGAAACGGGUCAACAGACAGAAGGUCAAGAAUAGAAGGUAAAUGAGUUCUUUCGUUUCUUAUAUUAAGAAAUAGGAUAAAUGUUUAAAAGAGUUUAUUACACUUACUGGUUACACGCGAAGAAAGAGGAA